Messenger RNA from Trichoderma atroviride IMI 206040, 1572 nucleotides. RefSeq lists its product as uncharacterized. Lineage: Eukaryota; Fungi; Ascomycota; Sordariomycetes; Hypocreales; Hypocreaceae. Gene Ontology annotation, cellular component: membrane. Gene Ontology annotation, molecular function: carbohydrate:proton symporter activity. The record is from RefSeq and is a predicted model, not a curated record. Gene Ontology annotation, biological process: carbohydrate transport; transmembrane transport.
AUGUUUCACGUCGAUAAAGCUGCUGUCCGCGGCGUCGAAGGCCACACCCUUCGAGAAGCUGACAAGCGGGACCGUUUUUGGUGGCACUACCCAGGUCUUCGCAGCCUCAACUUUCUCCUUCUCGGUUGUAUCGUCUGUGAUAUGACUAACGGAUAUGAUGGCUCCAUGUUGAAUGGACUUCAAUCGAUCCCCUCUUGGCAAGAUGCCUUGGACCACCCGAAAGGCACUCGACUCGGUACGAUUUCCAACGGCACUCGAUACGGUCAGCUCGCCGCUCUACUUGUUGCCGCGCCUCUCAUCCAAUGGCUUGGGCCACGGCGACCCAUAACAAUCGGUUCACUGCUUCUGCUCAUCGGAGUUGGCCUUCAAGCCGGGGCCCAGAACUACGCCAUGUUCGUUUUCGCUCGAUGCUUGAUUGGCUUCGGCAAUACGAUUCAAAACACAGCAUGCCCGAUUCUAGCCUCAGAGCUGGCCCAUCCUUUCCAAAGGACCCAGAUCAUUGGCAUUCAGAACACAACUGGCUCGCUGGGUCAGAUCAUGGCUGCAUGGAUUACCUAUGGCACUUCCUUUAUUGUGAGCUCUUGGGCAUGGCGUCUUCCAUCACUGCUUCAGGCACUCUCGUCUUGCUUCCAAUUGGUCAUGUCGUUCUUCAUGCCCGAAUCGCCUAGAUGGCUCGUCUAUCAGAAUCGCAGCAAAGAGGCGUACGAAAUUCUCGCCAAAUACCACGCAGAGAGCGACGAAUCCUCAGAACUAUUGCAAUACGAGAUGGCAGAAAUCGAAGCGGCUAUUGAGGCGGAAAAAGUUCAAGCACUGUCUUCAUGGAUGGGCUGGUUCCGCACCUCCGCCAAUCGAUACCGACUCUUUAUCAUUGUAACUUCUGGUUUCAUCAUUCAAUGGUGCGGCAAUGCCUUGCUUUCAUACUAUAUCCAUCUCGUCUUCAACUCUAUCGGCAUCACCAACAACAAGCAGCAGCUUCUUCUCAACGGCGGCAUCACCAUCAACGGCUGGGUUUGGGGAAAUAUAUUCUCACUGUUCAUUGAUAAAAUAGGCCGCCGUCCUAUGUGGCUGAUUGGCAUGAGUGGCAUGUUUGUGGCAUUUUUGCUACUUACUGUAUUCACGGGCGUCAACACAGGCAUCAAUUACGAGAACCAUGCUCUGGGUCGUGCAACUAUCUUCACCAUUUUCCUCUUUGGCAUCUUUUAUAAGAUGCCUGGUUGCAUGCUCAACUCGUACGUUGCCGAAGUUGCGCCGUUUGACCUACGGGCCAAAGCCUUUGUUAUCUCUAGUUUUGGCGACGCAGCGGCCAAUAUAUUCAGCGGAUACACGAACCCUAUCGGCCUUGGCGCCAUCGGCUGGAAGUACUAUAUCGUAUGGUGCUGCGUGCUUGUUAGCAACUUUAUCAUCAUCUAUUUCUUUUAUCCCGAAACGAAGAAUCUAUCGUUGGAGGAGGUUGCGCAGCUCUUUGACGGACCCAACUCGGUUGAGACAAAGCUCCAGGAAGGGACAUUGGAAGUUGAAGACGAGAAAAGUGGCGGGGUUAAUGAGGCUACUUCUGCUAUUCACAUCGGAUAA